CAGCUUUGUGUGUGAUGGCAUUCAAGUCAAACAACGAUGGCAAUAAUGAUGUGCUUCGAAGCAUGUAUGCAACCAUGUAAAGUCGCUUUCCCCCAGAGCGUAGCAGAGUACGGUGAUACGCAAAGUGUGCAUCACGUGGGCGUCAAAGCCCCCCAACAAACUACAAGAGAUGCACGGCUUCCCAUCACUUUCUCUCAUUGUCGUUUUGCAAGAGGAAGAAACUUGAGGUGAGGAGCUGCGCAUCAACACGCGAGGCUUCCUC
Molecule: messenger RNA, 262 nt
Organism: Ceraceosorus bombacis
Lineage: Eukaryota; Fungi; Basidiomycota; Exobasidiomycetes; Ceraceosorales; Ceraceosoraceae
Source: the annotation of a GenBank genome assembly